Molecule: messenger RNA, 2342 nt
Organism: Hirundo rustica (Barn swallow)
Lineage: Eukaryota; Metazoa; Chordata; Aves; Passeriformes; Hirundinidae
Gene: LYVE1
Product: lymphatic vessel endothelial hyaluronan receptor 1
Exons: 8
Coding region: 452-1402 (316 amino acids)
Biological process (GO): cell adhesion
Cellular component (GO): plasma membrane
Molecular function (GO): hyaluronic acid binding; transmembrane signaling receptor activity
Source: RefSeq, a predicted model, not a curated record
CACUGUUACAUGUUCCGAGGAUCUUGCUCUUAGUCUUCCAGUUCUUCAGGAAAAUGGGACAGAAGAGGAGAGCAAAUUCCUGUGAGAAUGGAGAAAGUGUUUGGAAGCAGGGUCACCCCUGCCAUGCUGUAGAAACCAGCUGAGAAAGGAAGCUGAAAUAUCCUGGCAAGAGUUUAACUCCUACUUCUGGGGGAGGCCACAUGUCAUGGAGGAGGCUGAACAUGGGAAGCCACAAGGGAAAAAUCUGUAACUCAAGGAUUCUGAGCAAAAGGACUCUGAAAACAGCCUGGAGACACUGGACAUCUAAAAGCUUGCCGAAUCACAAGUUGAACAUGAUGUGAGAAAAUCAUAGUGUUGCAAAAAUAAAAAGACUGACACCAUUCUGAACUGUAAAGCAGGAGACAAUCUACCUUCAAUUUCCUUCUUUUCUGAGUUUUCCAAGCUGGUGGCAAUGGCAAAUUAUCUUGGAGUUACCUCAGCAGUGUCUUUCAUCUGGGUUAUGACCUUCCUGGCUCAACAUUACUUGGUAACAGGUUCCAUUAAUUCACCUUGCAGGAUCAAGGGUAUAGGAAUUUAUCUUGAUCGAAAAGCGAAUUUCUCAGAAGCAAGUAAUGGAUGUAAUCAAUUCCAACUACAGCUGGCAAGUAAAAAACAAGUUGAAGAGGCUCUGAAACAUGGCUUUGAAACAUGCAACUACGGAUGGGUGAAAGAGGGAUUUGCUGUUAUUCCUCGGAUAACGUCCAACCAGAAAUGUGGUCAGGGAAAAACUGGAAUAGUACAAUGGAAUGCUGGCAAGGAAAAAAAAUUUCAUCUCUACUGCUUCAAUUCCUCGGAUGUCCAGAUUAAUUCAUGUCAGCUAGACCCAACUACAACCACAUUUCCUUCAUCCACUGCAUCAAGCGACUUCACUGCAUAUUCAGCCUCUGAUUUGACUGAGAACAUCACUGCAGUGCCCAGUGUGACUGUGACUGAGUCAGAACAACUCCUGAAAAAGAGAUUUCGUGUGGUGUGCGUGACUGAAACGAUCUUACCAACGGAGGCGCCCACCACACCGACGCCAGAGGAGCACUCGCCCACCGCCUCUCCCAGGCACACUCCCCACCUGGCCUUUAAGAAUGAUGCUGUUGUUUUUGGAGGUAUCCCCACCGCACUUCUUGUACUGGCACUCUUCUUCUUCAUUAUUUCAGUUGUUCUAGCAGUCUGUUAUGUCAAAAAGUACAAGAAAACCUUACCAUUUUUAAACAAGAACCAGCAAAAAGAAACAGUUGUAACUACUGCCCUCAAAGAGACAAAAUCAAAUGACCAAACACCUGAGAAGGAAACACAGAAUAAUGGAAAUAAGGUAGAAGAAUGUAAAACUAAGCCUGAGGCCACGGUAAAAUGUCUAGAAGCAGAAGUUUAAAGGAAAGAAUGUACAGUUCUUGAUGGAGGUAUAAAAUGAAGCACACAGAACUUAGCAGUGCUUUUAAACAUAAGUGAUUGUAAAUACUCACAUUUUCUCUAUCUUUAACAUAUGAAACCUUGUUUUUUAAUAAUGACAACUUUGGCAACAAAUAUUCUUGCAGAAGAACAUGGUAUCUUAUUUACUUGAAAUAAAUUCUACAAAUCCAUAUUACAGCUCAUUUCUCAUCUUUAAUAAAGAAGCAAUUAGUAAUAUGCUAUUAACAACAUGCACUACAUUAACCAUUUGCAUGGAAUUCGGACCAGUAUAUAACAAAAAGGUUUGGAUAUCUGGCUGGAGGAUGUCUGCUAGCCUAAUGCCUAAAAUAAAAUGCUGAUGCUGUAGAUUAGCUCAUGUAGAUUAGUUUAUUUCCAUUCUGCAGUUGCAUGCUGCUUUUAAAAAAUGUCUGUUUACAAACAGGAGAAACAGUUCUGUUUACAAGGGAGUAAAAACUCAAAGGAUCAACCCACUGUUAUUCAAAUGCCCAAAGAAGGGUACACAGAUGCUGAUGUUUAUAUAUAUAUAUAUAUAUAUAUAUAUAUAUAUUUACAGCAAUAACUUACUUAGAUGCCUUCAUUGUAUCAUAAUUUACUGUUUUAUUUAUUGAAACCACUAUUGUUCUUCCACAUCAGAUAUUUGACAGAGAGGGACAAAAAAGCCCCCUUGAACAAGACUCACACUGGAGAUCUUUUUUGUCUAUUUAAGUGUGGCUUUCAUAAUAAAGGACUCAGGUGGUCUGGGAUGUCUGCAGUACUCUCUAAAAAAUGAACUAUGGUGGAUAUGUUUGUCUGGACAGUUUAUCCUCAUGAAAACUGUUUCACGGUAAAAAGAAUUCAUAUAACCUUAAUGUUACAAAAGUAAUUAGUUGUGAUAAAAUAACAACACUAGCAGUUCAUCAAAU